CUGCUCCGUGGUUAUUUCCCACUCCCGUGCUCUGGCUUUGCUUCGGCGUGGACUCAAACUCGCUCAGGUUACGGAAGCGGGCAAGAGAGAGGGCAGCUCGCUGGCAGCCAUCCAUGCGCGCACCGCGCUGUUGUCUUAAUGAUUCAUUUGGAGCUGCGACUUUAAGCUGAAGCGGCGGAUAUCUCCCAGCUGCUCGGUGCGCGGCAUACGGACUGAGCGUUCACAUGCGAUUCUGAGUUCAGUGUUCUGAUUCUGGAGCUUUUUUUUGUUUUUGUUUUUUUUCUGCCGACUGUCAGUGACGCAACAUCUCACACAGGCUGCAUGAGAAAUCCAUGCGUAGAAGGGCGUGAACUUGGCACCGGCCAACAUCCUCCCUCAUAAAUAAAGCAUCUACUUAUUCAUAAACCCCAAGUCGCGCAGUUUGCCGCCUCGCAGUCGUUCAGCCACGCCGGAACCCCCGUCCUGCUGGAAAUGAUGGAUCUGAAAGCGGACCCGGAGGACACGGACUACAAGCAGCCGGCUCCCAUCGAAGUUUUCGCCACCAGGUCCACGCUGCACGGCAUCUCCCACAUGUUCACCUAUGAGCGAAAGUACGUGAAGCGCAGCCUGUGGAUCGUGUUCUUCAUGGCGUCUCUGGGCGUGCUGGUGAUGGUGUGCGUGGACCGGGUGCAGUUUUACUUCGACUAUCCCCACGUCACCAAGCUGGACGAGGUGGCCGCGUCGAUGAUCGUGUUCCCCGCGGUCACCUUCUGCAACCUGAACUCCUUCCGUUUCAGCCAGGUGACUCCCAACGACCUGUACCACGCCGGGGACUUCCUCGCCUUGCUCAACGGCAGGUAUGAAAUUCGAGACCCACAUCUGGUUGAGGAAAGCGUUUUGAGGAUCUUGAAAGAGAAGACAGACUUUGACAACUAUAAGCCCCGACCUUUCAACAUGCGUGAAUUCUACGAUCGAACGGGCCACGAUAUUAAGGAAAUGCUGCUUUCCUGCUCCUACAGAGGGAUGGAGUGCAGUGCUGAACACUUCAAAGUGAUAUUCACGCGUUACGGGAAAUGCUACACCUUUAAUUCGGGCCAAGACGGGCGGCCCCUGCUGGUGACGAUGAAGGGUGGAACCGGCAAUGGCCUGGAGCUGAUGUUGGACAUCCAGCAGGACGAAUACUUGCCUGUAUGGGGAGAGACUGAUGAGACGUCAUUUGAAGCGGGGAUCAAAGUUCAGAUCCACACCCAAGACGAGCCGCCGUUCAUUGACCAGCUGGGCUUUGGAGUGGCGCCGGGAUUUCAGACCUUCGUUUCCUGUCAGGAACAACGGCUGACGUACCUGCCCCCGCCGUGGGGGGACUGCAAGUCCUCGGCGAUGGACUCAGACUUCUUCAGCACGUACAGCAUCACCGCCUGCAGGAUCGACUGCGAGACCCGAUACCUGGUGGAGAACUGCAACUGCAGGAUGGUCCACAUGCCGGGAGAUGCCCCAUACUGCACCCCGGAGCAGUACAAGGAGUGUGCAGAUCCUGCCCUGGACUUUCUUGUUGAGAGAGACAAUGAUUACUGUGUGUGUGAGACCCCGUGUAACUUGACUCGAUACGGCAAAGAGCUGUCCUUCGUGAAGAUCCCCAGCAAGGCGUCGGCCAAGUACCUCGCUAAGAAAUUCAACAAGACCGAACAGUACAUUGCUGAUAACAUUCUGGUUCUGGAUAUCUACUUUGAGGCGCUGAACUAUGAAACCAUCGAACAAAAGAAAGCCUACGAGCUGGCAGGCCUUCUGGGCGAUAUAGGAGGGCAGAUGGGUCUCUUCAUAGGAGCCAGCAUCCUCACCGUUCUCGAGCUCUUUGACUAUCUGUACGAGGUGCUCAAGUACAAGCUGUGCAGAUGCAUGAAGAAGAAACACAAAGGCCACAGCAACAAUGAUCGGGGAGCUGUGCUGAGCCUGGAUGAUGUGAAACACCAUGCUCCUUGCGACAACCUGCGCACGCCAUCUACAUAUCCUGGGAACGUGCUACCUCACCAUCCGGGCCAGGCCAACUUUGAAGACUUCACUUGCUGAGCGGACCUCAGCGAAGCAGCAACCGUGCGUGUUAUGCAACCAAAGCCGACCGUACAGCAAGAACUAUGUGACGCACAGACAGCCAGGAGCUGGAGCCGACGGAUACAACAGAGGCACCUUUUUUUUGCAUAGAAACUAAGAAAAAAAUUUAAAUAAAAUCAAAGGAUUCUCAAUCCAAAGGCCAAGUAAAGAGAAAGCCCUGAAUAUUACGAAGUACAUUUGGAGUUUUUAGUCGGACAUUUCACGCAGCGCUCUCUUUGUGUUUUCCUCUGGAAUACUGCCACGACGGAUACGGGCGGAGAAGAUUUGCCAACAAGGGGACUGUCUUACACACACACACACAAAAAAAAAGCAGAGAGAGAAAAAAAAAAGAAAAAGCAUACGUGUUUACUGGGAGAUGUACAGUGAUUUCACCGCAAAUAGAAAAGAGCCUCCAUGCCUUUUAUGUGACACAGCAACAACAUGACGCAUCCACACGAGCCCCACGCCUGCUUCUGUGACGAUAUUCAUGACGCUUACUCCACUGUACAUGUAGCAACACAAGGAAAGGGACAGCUGCUGUGGUCAGUUGGAGAAUGUAUCUCUGUUCAUGGCUGAUGGGGACAUUUACGCUGGGUGGAAGGGGGGGGGGCGGGUUAACGGCUCCACAGGGGCAACAUCUACCAUUUGAAAAUGUACUGGUGAAAAUUUCAGGUCUCAUUAUCAUGGUAAUGCAUGCUUGUAUUUGUCAAGUGCAUGUUUUUUUAUUUUUUUAUUUUUUCAUUUCUACAUCUAGUUGAUUUUGUUUAUGUCUUCAUGUAAUAAACAUAUAUAUCUAUAUAUAUAUAUAUAAAUAUACAUUUACAUUGUAAUUACCAGGUCUGCCUCAGUGAUAAGCAGGUAAAGGAAGAUGAUGCAUUUCUUAUAGUUCUGUUUCAGCUUGUGUGUGUGCGUGCGUGCAUGAGUGUGUGUGUGUGUAUGUGUGUGUGCGUGUGUGUGUGUCCAUUUUGUCCAGUCAGCCGUGUUUUUGUUAAUUGUGCAAUUCUCAGUUUUUCACAUGUGCCAGAUGAGUUGAAGAAUCUUCGCUCAUCUUCAUUUAUGCUCAUAUUGACCUUGAUGAGAGGUGAUUUUUAUUUUAUUUUAUUUUAUUUUAUUAGCAGUAUUUUAUUUCUCUUUCUGUUCUUUUCUGAACAGUAUAUUCAUGAAUUACUUGUAGUUCUGUGGGGCUGUUAGACAUUCUUUUUUUUUUUGUAUCUGUGUUCUAGUUGCAAAAAUCUUACCGAAGCACAAUAUCGCAAGUAUGUAGAGGUGACAUAAAAGAAAAUGUACUAUUCUUCUUGAUAUAUGGUUAUAUUAUUAAUAUCGUGUUACUACCACUUUCUUUUCUGGAUUGGGGGUGGGGGGGGGGGGGCAUUUUUUUAUUUUUUUUUAAUCAAACUUAUACAGUUUCAACCGGCUCUGUCUCAUUCCAUUCAGUUUAGAGCCCUGUCUAUUUAGUUAUCGAAGAAUAAAUAAAAUGUAACGAGCAUUUUUUUUAAAGUUGCUUGUCUUGUGAGGAUUUCUUCUCAGUAGCAAAUUUACUUUUCGAAGCAUUUAUAUGGUUGAGCAAACAGAGGAAAAACAAUGUAUUUUUCAUCACCAAAUAGAGUGAGCAUUCAUUUUUAAUCACAAGUAGCUCUUGGGAAAUCUGAUUGAGCGUCAUCCGGCGCUACCUCUAAUCAACAUGUAAUCUGGAGUGUUGCCUUACAAAACGCUUUCUUUUGAAUUAAACCAGCAUCAAGUGACAAAAAAAAAGAUGGUUUAGAGGCAGGAGUGUGGUAUUAUACAAGAUAUUGCUUAUCUCUGUCGACCAUUCAUUUGUACCUCAGCGAAAAACGCUGCAAGCCACAAUGUUGGUGUUUCUCCAGCCUCUUGCUGUUAAAAUGUGAUUACACUUUCAGUAGACAGAUGACAAAAAGGGAUGGAUGGGGAAUAUCUUGCACUGCCAGUUUAAGUUUAAUCAAGAUCGUCAUUCAACCAGCAGCAGAAGAGCUAUGGAGCUAAAACAGUGACGGCUUGCAGCGACAUCCAAGAGAGAUUUGGCAUUAUGAAAUCAAACGCUGAAAAAUGAAACAUUGAAAAAUCACCUGCA
Fundulus heteroclitus (mummichog) is the source of this 4153-nucleotide messenger RNA. It is a transcript of the gene asic1b, whose product is annotated as acid-sensing (proton-gated) ion channel 1b. Gene Ontology annotation, biological process: sodium ion transmembrane transport. The transcript is spliced from 11 exons. The record is from RefSeq and is a predicted model, not a curated record. Bases 472 to 2043 code for a protein of 523 amino acids. Gene Ontology annotation, cellular component: membrane. NCBI's taxonomy places the organism in Eukaryota, Metazoa, Chordata, Actinopteri, Cyprinodontiformes, Fundulidae.